UAUGGUUCAGUCUCCGUUUACUAUUUUCCAACAGAAGACGAUGACGAGGAUGGUCCUACGUUUAAGGAUAAGGCUCUUGAGGCCAUACUUAGAGGGAUUGACAUAUUUUGUGUGUGGGAUUGUUGCUGGGUAUGGUUGAAAUUUCAAGAAUGGGUGUCACUAAUUGUUUUUGAUCCGUUCGUUGAGCUUUUUAUUACGUUGUGUAUUGUUGUGAACACAAUGUUUAUGGCAAUGGACCACCACGAUAUGAACAAGGAAAUGGAGAAAAUAUUAAAAAGCGGCAAUUAUUUCUUCACUGCGACUUUUGCCAUCGAAGCCACAAUGAAACUGAUGGCCAUGAGUCCGAAAUAUUACUUUCAGGAGGGCUGGAAUAUAUUCGAUUUCAUUAUUGUUGCACUUUCACUUCUUGAACUAGGUCUGGAAGGAGUUCAAGGCCUUUCCGUUUUGAGAUCAUUUCGAUUGUUGCGCGUUUUUAAAUUAGCUAAAUCGUGGCCAACGUUAAACUUGCUUAUAUCCAUCAUGGGCCGUACGGUUGGUGCCCUAGGCAACUUAACGUUCGUAUUAUGUAUCAUUAUCUUCAUAUUCGCCGUAAUGGGAAUGCAAUUAUUUGGCAAAAACUAUACAGGUAUUAGGAGCGCGAAUAAUUUAUCAGAAAUUUUCUGA
Molecule: messenger RNA, 663 nt
Organism: Rhagoletis zephyria (snowberry fruit fly)
Lineage: Eukaryota; Metazoa; Arthropoda; Insecta; Diptera; Tephritidae
Product: sodium channel protein para-like
Biological process (GO): sodium ion transmembrane transport; membrane depolarization during action potential; neuronal action potential
Cellular component (GO): voltage-gated sodium channel complex; plasma membrane
Molecular function (GO): voltage-gated sodium channel activity
Source: RefSeq, a predicted model, not a curated record